AUGGCGGAAGGGCUGGGGGGAAAGGGGGAAGGGGGGCCAGUCCGCUGGGAGCGGCUUCCGCAAGUGCCAGAGGCGGAGCGGAGGCGGCAGGCGGGUGGGGAGCUUUUGGGGGAGAAUCAGCGCAAUAAGUGGGGGCAUGAGGGGCGCAUUGCGCCAAUGGCGGGGGAGGAUGUGCGCCCUUGGCAGAGGGGCGGGGAGGGGGAGAUUCGCCAGUGGCGGAGAGAGGAGGAAGGGGAGAUGCGCCAGUGGCGGAGAGGGGAGGAGGGAGGGGUGCGCCAACAGCAGCGGGGGGAGGAGGGGGGGCUAGUGUGGUGGGAGGAGGAUGCGGAGGGGGGGGCGGAGAGGGGAAUGCACCCACGGGGAAGGGGGGAGAGGGGGAGAGGGGAGGGGGGAACAGCAAGGGGGAGGGGGGAAGGGGGCGAUUUCAACAAUUCUCUAGAUACGCGGACAACACGGGGUGGUAGUGGGGUAAGUGGGGGAAGGAUGAACGAACGGGGGGGGAUGGAGGAAUUGGCAGAGGAAUGGGGUGAAGAGGGAGAGGAAGGGGGAGAGGGCUGGGUGUGGUGGGAGGAAGGGGGGCUGUAUGGGCGAGGUAGGGGAGGAGGAGAGAAGGGAGGAGGAGGAGGGAGAGAAGGCGAAGGGAGGGACGGAGGAGAGAGGAGAGAAGGUGGAAGGGGAGGAGAUGGGAUGGGAGCAGGGAGGGAAGGAGGGAGAGGAGGAGGAGAAGGAGGAGGGGGAGGAAGGGCGUCCUAUGAAGCGCGCCAAGCCAUGCAGGCACAGCCACCGGCAGCGUUUUCCACCGCAGGGGAAGAGGCAGGAAGGGGGAGAGGAGAGGGGAGAGAACGCUCAUGGGGAGUGGGCGGAGGGGCACGAGGAGGGGGAGGGGGAGGAGGGAGAGGAGGAGGGAGUGGCAGGGGAAGGGGGCAGAGGGGAGCAUAUCAAGGUUCAACCAGGGGAGGUGGGAGGGGAGCGCCAUUGGUGCUGCCUGCAGUACCGGAGGAGGUGAUUGGUCGGCACGUGAAGCUCAAACACGUGGAGGAUCUUUGGAACGAGGAUGACGGGCCGCUGGAGAGAGAAUCGGGGCCUGCUUAUAACGAGUAUGGAACUCCGCCUGUAGCCAUCAGUAGAAGCAUGGGCUUUAAGCACUGCACUCCCUUGCAAGCUGCUGUCAUGCCGCACAUACUCGCAGGAGCUGAUCUCUUGGUCAAGGCCAGUUCAGGCACAGGGAAAACCAUGGCUUAUAUGAUUCCCUGUCUUGACAGGCUCCUCUCGGACUUCACUAACUCCCCCACUCGCCUGCUUGCUGGUGCCGGUACCCCAGUGGAGGUGUUGUUGGUGUGCGCUAACAGAGAGAGGGCGGAGGGAGCUUUGCAGCAGGCCCAGCUAUUGCUGCAGCUGCUUCAGACGCCGCAGUUGCAACAGACCGCGCAGGGGAGUUUGCAAGGGCAGGAGGGGGACAGGGGAGUAGGGACGAUGGGGAGAGGAGCAGGUGGAGGGAGGAGAGGAAGAGGCAGAUCGAGGCGGGUGGAAAGGGGACAAGGGAAAAGGGUGGGAGUGGGAAGCGUGGGGCAGCAAGGGGUGGGGUGGCAAGGGGUGGGGGUGCAGAUGGUGGUUGGGGGGAUGAGUGUGGAUGGGGAGGGGAGACGGUUGCAGCAGGCGCCGUGUCAAGUGCUGGUGGCGACUCCUGCGCGGCUGUUGGAGCACUUGCAGCAGACUCAGGGCAUGCGGAACCGAGUGCAGCAGCUGAAGGUGCUUGUUAUCGAGGACCUAGACCGCAUGGUGGAUAUGGGGUUCACUCGCACCAUACACACCAUCGUUCCGCUCCUCCCACCCACCCGCCAAACGCUGCUCUUCUCAAACGCCCUCUCCAAAGAGAUGAUGGAUAUUUCACAGCACAUGCUCAAGGCAGAUAAUGUAUGUGUCGAUCAGGAGAGUGACUGA
This is a messenger RNA of Closterium sp. Yama58-4, 1941 nucleotides long. NCBI's taxonomy places the organism in Eukaryota, Viridiplantae, Streptophyta, Zygnematophyceae, Desmidiales, Closteriaceae. The record is from the annotation of a GenBank genome assembly.